This is a messenger RNA of Truncatella angustata, 2122 nucleotides long. Its product is annotated as tRNA-dihydrouridine synthase C. Gene Ontology annotation, molecular function: tRNA dihydrouridine synthase activity; flavin adenine dinucleotide binding. The coding region runs from base 270 to 2039 and encodes 589 amino acids. The record is from RefSeq and is a predicted model, not a curated record. Gene Ontology annotation, biological process: tRNA processing. The transcript has 2 exons. Lineage: Eukaryota; Fungi; Ascomycota; Sordariomycetes; Amphisphaeriales; Sporocadaceae.
CCCCCCCUUUUUCUUUUCUUUUCUUUUUCCUUGGAGUCUGUCUCCGCUCUCUUAUCGGGGACCCUUGCCAAAACUUUUGAAAUUAUUUGGAGAUUUGAUUUGCGACACCGAAGAGGACGGACUUGAGCGCGGGUUGACCAUCGGUAAAGACGCAACGCAACGAGGACAAAGUCCCAACGACAAACACGCUGGAGGUCGCGCGAAGAGGGUUUUUCGGACGUGGGAAGUCUCCGCCCUGGAGAUUUCUGGUUCGGAGAGGCUACGCCGGCAUGGCUUCCCCCCAUUCCACCACUGCGACAGCGCCAGUUGCUGCUGAGGCUGUGGCGGCCACGGCUGCCACCACGACAGUCAAACCAAAGCUUCAUGGACGGGCAUUUUACGAGAGCAUAGGGAGCCCCAAGUUUGUGGUUGCUCCCAUGGUCGACCAAUCUGAAUUUGCUUGGCGCAUGCUUACCCGCUCCUUCAUGACACCAGCAGAGAACUCAAAGCUGCUGGCUUACACUCCCAUGUUCCAUGCCCGACUCUUCGAGGAAGUCGACAAGUACAGGCAGACGCACUUUCAAGCAAUCCGACCCCUGCCACCAGCCAAGAAAGGCGAGUCCGACCCCGAGCCCGAGUCCAAGCCGUCUGCCGACACGACGCCAUGGCUGGAUGGAAACCCUUCAAUCGAUCGACCUCUUUUCGUGCAGUUCUGCGCCAACGAACCCGAUCAUCUGUUAGCUGCGGCCCAACAUGCUGCCCCUUACUGCGACGCCGUAGAUCUGAACCUCGGCUGUCCCCAAGGCAUUGCGAGGAAGGGCCACUACGGUGCUUUCCUGCAGGAAGAUCAAGAUCUCAUCUACAGGCUGGUCAACACUUUGCACCUGAACCUAUCGAUACCAGUCACGGCCAAGAUCAGGAUUCUCGAGAACAAAGAGCAGACACUUGCAUAUGCUAAGAAUGUCCUGUCGGCUGGCGCCAGCAUCAUCACAGUACACGGUCGGAGGAGAGAGCAGAAAGGCCACCUGACUGGCGUCGCUGACUGGAGCUAUAUUCGCUAUCUGAGGGAGAACCUCCCGGCUGAGACGGUCAUCUUCGCGAAUGGCAAUAUUCUCCAGCCCGGUGAUGUUGAGAAGUGCCUGGAGGCCACGGGAGCCGACGCCGUCAUGAGCGCCGAGGGCAACCUGAGUGAUCCCUCCAUCUUUGCCGCAUUGCCAGAUCCUGGAACAGAAACUCGGGAAUACUGGCGCGGCAAAGACGAUAAAGGCGGUUACCGGGUCGAUGCCGUCUUCAGGCGGUACAUGGAUAUCACAUAUCAAUAUGUCUUGCAGACAGCUCCGCCGGCAAGGAGGCCCCUGUUCGUGGUUGGCGACGACGAGAGCUGGCUGCAACCGGCCAGGGCUGAAGAAGAGCAAGAGGAGGAAGGUCCCCAAAAGAAGAAGAGGAAGAUCAAGGCGGACGGCCCUAAACAAAAGCCCAAGCAGUGCUGUGAUCCGAACCUGCUGGCCAUGCGACCUCACUUGUUCCACCUACUAAGGCAUUUUGUCGCGAAAAACGUGGACAUCCGCGAUGCCCUCGCCAAAGCACGGCCUGGCGACGUACCAGCUUUCGAGCACGUGCUUCAGCUUGUUGAAAAAAGAGUUGCCGAAGGCCUCAUUGAGUACGAGAAGACGGGCGGGAAGAGCCUCGAGGAGCACAAGCUCGAGAUCAAGUCAGCGCCCGUUGAGGCACAGACUAACGGGAAUGCCGAUGGAGCGGAGCUGGGGUACGACCCCGAGAGCUCCGUGGCCACGGUGAAGGCAUGCAAGAGGGCGUGGUGGGUUGCUCAGCCGAUCGUGAGGCCGCUCCCGGCUGAGGCCAUGGCCAAGGGUGCCCUGAGUCUGAGCAAGAAGGACAAGAAGAAGAUGGAGCAGGAACAGGCCGAAUUGGAAAAGACCAAGAGCCAAGGUGGCGGCAUCGCGCAAGAGCUACCCAUACCAGACGGCACAAACGGGAUCAAGGAGCCCGUGAUGGAUGAGAACCAGAAGGGACUCGUCGAUGAUGCCUUGGUUUGUGGAUGAGCUAGGCACGAAUGUAAACGACGAAACUCACAUUAGUAAAAAACAGUAAAAAUUCAUUCUUAGCCUUGAUGCGAAUUACAAGU